Molecule: messenger RNA, 2288 nt
Organism: Drosophila montana
Lineage: Eukaryota; Metazoa; Arthropoda; Insecta; Diptera; Drosophilidae
Product: zinc finger protein 286A
Exons: 3
Coding region: 90-2003 (637 amino acids)
Biological process (GO): regulation of transcription by RNA polymerase II
Cellular component (GO): nucleus
Molecular function (GO): DNA-binding transcription factor activity, RNA polymerase II-specific; RNA polymerase II cis-regulatory region sequence-specific DNA binding; zinc ion binding
Source: RefSeq, a predicted model, not a curated record
UGUUAGUGUUGGUUAGAACAUUUAGCCCACUUUGUACCUUUGGCGUCUGUUGUUGCGUGCAAUACAAAAUCGGAAUUACAAGAUUCGUGAUGUCGGCCACGGAUGAAUUUUAUCCAGAUCUAGAGACGUGGUGUCGCCUGUGCCUAAGGGAGCUCAAGGAUGCGCACACAAUCUUUGCCGAGGACGACAAGGAGUUGUCGAUACCGAUGCGCUUGAUGGCCUGCCUCUCACUGGAGGCGAAGGCAACUGAUGGCUUGCCGAAGAAAAUUUGCGGCGAUUGUCGAUACCAGCUGGAGAAGUCAUUUCUUUUCCGCCAGCGAAGUCAAGCGGCUGAUAAAAAGCUGCGGAAACAUAUUCGCCUUGUGAGCAUGGGUAAAAAGAGCCGCGUCUUUGCCAAGUCGUUGGAUAAUGACUCGGAUGAGGAUGAGCUAGAAUUCGUGGAAUCCAUGGAAUUUAUAGAAAAACUGGAGAUGCUGCAUGAAAAAAACUCACAAAAAUGGCGGGAAAAGUACAAGGAAGAAAUUAAAAAAGAUUUUGAGUGCCGCCUGGAUUCCGCGCGCACUGAGCUAUGUGGGGAAUUGCGCAAACAACUGAUGGAGGAAGUGCGAAGUGAUGUGCGUCAGCAACUACAUGACGAAGUGCAAGAGGAAAGCCGCAGGGAACAGCUAGCAAAGCUUGUGGGUGAACUUGAAGUUUUCUUGGUUGAAAAGAAAGCCGGUCUCUGGGAGACUCUGGGUGAGCUGCCAGUUGACCCAAAGUUGAAAACCACAUCCACCCCAGAGUCAACAACAGCACUAGCACCAACACCUAUACCAGCGCCCAAGCCAACAAUCGAGCAGCGUGUAACUCGGAAACGCGGUCGCAUCUCGUCGCCCACAGUUCAGCCAAAGCGUCGACCAAAAGCCUCGGACUCUGAAGGUGCUGUAUAUACGAUGGAGAGUGACUCCAAAGCAGAGACAGUAUCCGCGGAUGACGCGGAGAUAGACACAUCUGCGCCAGAUACCAUGGAGAGUUUUCGUGAUAUAAAGAUGGUCGGCGCUGGCGACGUGGUGACGAGCCAAAAUGGAGAAAUCUAUAUCAUAAAUGCUGCCUCAUCGGCAAACUCUACGCCAGGUUCCUCAAUAGAAUUUCAGCAGGAGAAGAACAUCACAUCGUACAAUAUUAAGGACAAUGGAGAAAUUCAGUUUACCGACUCCAAGUCUGAAGAUAUUGGUGAUGUGAUGGUGUUUAAUCUUGAUGAUGAGGAAGGCGACGAUCAGCAGGUGUAUGAGUUUAACGACAAUGUCAUCAUAUUGUCAGAAGAAAAGGGAAACAGCCAAAUAGUGACACCCGUCAAAGGUACAAAAAACGAUUUUGUGGUGAAGCGAACUCCGCGCAGCAGCACCAAGCCGACGGUUGGACGUGCCAGCGAUACGCUGAAAACGUUUCAGUGCCAGCUGUGCCCGAUUGCGUUUGCUACUGAGAAAACGCUGUCGCGACAUCUCAGCACGCACAUCAAAACGCUGAAGAAUGGAACCGGCGGGGCGCUCAAGUGUCCCGUUUGCCAACUGCAGCUGUCCUGCGCCAGUUCGCUAAAGCGUCACAUGAUCAUCCAUACGGGGCUGAAGCCGUAUAAAUGCGAUGAGUGCGAAUUGUCGUUUUCGCAGCGCGAAGUCCUUAAGCGUCACAUGGAUACGCACACGGGUGCGAAACGCCACCAAUGUCCACACUGUGACACUUGCUUUGCCCAAAAGACUAAUCUGCAACAGCACAUUAACCGCAUGCAUAUGGAAGGUGAGCGUCAGCACAAGUGUCACCUCUGUAAGCGUAGUUUUAAUCACGUGUCGGGUCUGAGCCGUCAUCUUGUCGCCCACGCAGGCGUCACGUUUGCCUGCAAGGAGUGUGGACGUCAGUUUAACGACCGCAGCGCUGUGCAGCGACACGUGCAGAAUGUACACAAGGUCAAGGAUACGGGUGCGGACUCUGCAACGGAUAACAAUGGAAAUGAUACGGAAUUUGAAUAAGUGUGUUCAAGUUCCUUAUUAUUUGGGCAAAGGAGCAUCUAAUUGUAUUACAAAUUUUAACAGUUCGAAAAUCUUUUUAGCAUAAUCCAAAUAUUUUUAAAAAACGUUUUGCAAUUUUAUUCGAUAUUUUUUAAGUGCUCACAAUUAUUUUUGGCACUAAACAAGAACAUUUUCUUUAUUGGUUUGAAACAGUCGAAGAAGACAUGCAAAAAAAAAAAACAAUUUAGCACACGCAAAAUCUUAUUACUAACAAAUACGAAUUGGAAACAUCCGAAACAGUUUCAA